AUGACGAUCAAAAUGGAUAAGACGUCGAUCAUCGUUUGCUCAGUGAUCGGGUCUCUAGGAUUGUUGAGUGCCAUCCUGGGAUUCUCGGCAGAGGGGACAAAGCUCACUCCAUAUACCAUACUGGUGUACGGCGACGACUGCCUCUACCCGCAGAACCCGGCGAUCGGGCUCGGGAUCUGCGCUGCCAUCUUCCUGAUAGUGGCUCAGGUCACCUUCUCCGCGGUGGGCGGCUGCUGCGGCUGCUGCAGGUCCCGCUCCAUCCCUUCGGAGACCAAGAGGAUCGUCAGCAUCGUCUGCGCCGUUUUCUCAUGGAUAGCGGCAGUGAUCGCGUUCGCGCUGUUCAUAGAAGGAGCGGCGUGGAACGCCAACGUGGUGCGGGUGGCCGAAGCGCCCUACUGCCCCUACCUCAAGGACGGCGUCUUCGCCGGCGCGGGCGUGCUCGCCCUCGCCGCCACGGCGCUCGGCAUCACCUCCUUCAUCAUGCAGCGGACUCAGCCAGCAGCUGGGGACGCGGCGGCAGCGGCAACGCCAGGCACACCAAACAACAGGCCAGGCGCAGCAGGCGGGCAGUCGCCGUCCCCCGAGGUAGUAAUGGACCACCCGCUGUUACCAUCGGGCAAACCACAGAACGACUACCCUGUAAAACCCCAGGGAUACGAGCAGCCUCAGGUCGUCCCUCCUACUGAGUCUCACCCACAAGCAGGCUACGCACAGGCACCACAGACGAACCUACAGCCCCCUCCUCCAGCUGCUCAGGACAAUGUGUCCCACCACGCGCCGAACCACCAGCUCCCUCCGCGCCCGCCAGCCCCAGCAGCGGCACCGGCGGUCGCCGUGGCAGCAGCCGCAGCCUCGGAACCAAGCGUGCUGCAGCCGGCGCUCGGGCCGGUCGCGAUGGGCCAACCGCUGCCGCAGGUUCCGCUACAGUACUCUGUUCCUAUCCCGGCACCUCAGGUCGGCGGCGUGGAUAUUCCGGCCGGCGUUCUCCCCUCUACUGCUCCUUCGACGCCAGGGAGCGGACCGUCGGCACUUUCGACGGUUAUUCGCAACGAAGUAGCGAGACAAGGAGUUAAAUUGGCUGCGCACGUGGUGACGCAGUCCCUCUUUUCUGAUAACAACACCGUUGGGGAUGGCGUUCUUUCCAUCAUGACUGGUUCUGCUGGAGGCGACGCUGUUCAGGCUACAAAUUAA
Molecule: messenger RNA, 1191 nt
Organism: Miscanthus lutarioriparius
Lineage: Eukaryota; Viridiplantae; Streptophyta; Magnoliopsida; Poales; Poaceae
Source: the annotation of a GenBank genome assembly